CAGAGCCGGAUCAAUGACUGCAUGCGGCAGAUGGCGUCCUUGUUGUAUCAGAUCAAAGGGCCUCUCAACGCCAACACCAAAAACCAGGUGGAAGCCGACUCGGACAACAUGCUGCGACCGCUUAUGGAUUUUCUGGAUGGAAAAUUAACUCUAUUCGCCACUGUCUGCGAGAAGACCGUACUGAAGCGCGUCCUGAAAGAGCUGUGGAGGAUAGUAAUGACUAGCCUGGAGAAGACGAUCGUCCUGCCACAGGGAAAUGACACCUUUGGAGCACAGAUACUGUCCGCUGCAAAAGACCUGGGACAGCUCUCCAAACUAAAGGAUCACAUGGCGGGAGAGGCUAAAAGUCUGACACCCAGACAAUGUGCUGUCAUGGAUGUGGCCUUAGACACUAUCAAGGUGAGCUUACAUUGCUGCACGGUAUGUAUGGAAAAAAAACAUCAACAUGCGGGAAUACGUCAUGGUGGGAGCAUUUAUACCCUUUAUACUUCUGUGUUUCAAGUGGUUCUGCUAUAAAGAUGAACAACAUGCACUUUAAAAAAUUGAAGCCACUCCGAUAAAAUGUUUUUUUUUUGUUUUUCUUUUACCUUUUUAACAUUUUCCUUUGGCUUUUUUCUCAUGGUGGAGUAAACAUAUAAAAAUUGAAUUUUUUAGUAUUUCUUUAUUCAAAUUGUUGUGAAAUAGAGGCAGACGAAAUACUGGAAACGCUUGUAAGUGUGGCAUAGACGCUCCCUGCUCCGCUCCAUC
Oryzias melastigma (Indian medaka) is the source of this 747-nucleotide messenger RNA. RefSeq names its product protein unc-13 homolog B. The record is from RefSeq and is a predicted model, not a curated record. NCBI's taxonomy places the organism in Eukaryota, Metazoa, Chordata, Actinopteri, Beloniformes, Adrianichthyidae. Gene Ontology annotation, cellular component: neuromuscular junction; plasma membrane; terminal bouton. The transcript is spliced from 4 exons. Gene Ontology annotation, molecular function: diacylglycerol binding; calmodulin binding; syntaxin-1 binding. The coding region runs from base 22 to 516 and encodes 164 amino acids. Gene Ontology annotation, biological process: synaptic vesicle priming; neuromuscular junction development; presynaptic dense core vesicle exocytosis.